Pimephales promelas (fathead minnow) is the source of this 4826-nucleotide messenger RNA. RefSeq names its product solute carrier family 8 member 4a (gene slc8a4a). Gene Ontology annotation, biological process: sodium ion transmembrane transport; cell communication; calcium ion import across plasma membrane. The record is from RefSeq and is a predicted model, not a curated record. Gene Ontology annotation, molecular function: calcium:sodium antiporter activity. Lineage: Eukaryota; Metazoa; Chordata; Actinopteri; Cypriniformes; Leuciscidae. Gene Ontology annotation, cellular component: axon; sarcolemma; postsynapse.
UGAUGCUGAUGCGAGCGAAUAGUUAACAUCUUCUCAUUUACUCCCUCUGGCGCCACACGUCCAUGUGCGGCUCUGCUCUGCUCAUUCUUCUCUAUUUCUCUCUCUCUUUGCCCCCAACGUACAAUAUAAUCUUCGCUUUUUUUUUAGAAAGCUUAUUUUCUAUCAUUCUUUUUAUUUUAUUUUUAUCCCUAAAAUGCAAUCAAUGGAGGCAUGCGUUUGAUAUUUUUCUAUUGUGUUUGGAAUUAUGUGAAUGGGCUGCAGUUGCUGCUCGAAGAUCUUUCGUCGAGCACUUUUUACUCGAAUUGAGGUUUUAAUUCACGUCUCAUCUUGAACGUAAGACCCUCUUUUCUUAAGAUAAGUCACGCCUCGAGUCUACAACUUGAUUGGAUUGUGCGAGUUUAUGUUAGUUGUUUGUAUUGUUUGAACUGUCAAAUCAAGAAGAGCACCGCUGCGCGCGCGCAUCACCGCUGUACAGCGCGCGCGCAUCACCGCUGCUCCAUGGAGACUUGAGUCGCGCGCACCGAGCUCAUUCACUGUGAAUUACACCGAACUACAGCAAGUCAACAGCGAGUGUCCACUGGAAUCCACACACCGUCUUUGUACAAAGUUGCGUGUCAUAUUUCACAGGAGCUACAACAAAAUGAACCUCUGUUAACGUACAUUUGUCUGUCAGAGCAGAGGUUUAUUGAUCGUCAACUCUGUGACUGGAGGACACAGUUACCACUACACUUCCACCAUGCUUCAUUUGCGCCUUCCGUCAACUCCUUGCCUUUCCUCUCUCCUCCUCCUGAUCUUCCUCUCGGGCCUCACUCAUCUCUCUCGGGCCAGUGUCGACACAUCCCACAGCACUAUAGGAAACUGUUCAGGGGAGGACAGCUGCUCUGAGGGCGUCGUCCUGCCGGUGUGGAACCCCCAGAACCCCUCGGUGGGCGACAAGGUGGCACGUGCCAUUGUCUACUUUGUGGCCCUCAUCUACAUGUUCUUGGGCAUGUCCAUCAUCGCAGACCGGUUCAUGUCAUCCAUCGAGGUGAUCACGUCUCAAGAGAAAGAGAUAACAAUCAAGAAACCCAACGGCGAGACCACCACAGCAACCGUGCGCAUCUGGAACGAGACCGUGUCCAACUUGACCCUCAUGGCGUUGGGAUCGUCGGCACCUGAGAUCCUGUUAUCCGUGAUUGAGGUCUGCGGACACAAGUUUGAGGCUGGUAACCUGGGCCCGAGCACAAUUGUGGGCAGCGCUGCCUUCAACAUGUUUAUUAUCAUCGCCAUCUGCGUUUACGUGGUCCCGGACGGUGAGGUGCGAAAAAUCAAGCACUUGAGGGUCUUCUUUGUGACGGCAGCCUGGAGCGUUUUCGCCUACAUUUGGCUGUACUUGAUCCUGUCCGUCUUCUCUCCCGGUGUGGUGGAAGUCUGGGAGGCCGUCCUUACGUUUCUCUUCUUUCCGAUCUGCGUGCUUCAGGCCUGGAUCGCAGACCGCCGCUUGCUCUUUUACAAAUACGUCCACAAGCGCUACCGCGCCGACAAGAACCGUGGCAUCAUCAUUGAGACGGAGGGUGACGGCAUGUUCAGCAAGAUGGAUAUGGAGAUGGAUGGUCAGGGUGCCAAUUCCCACCACAAGGAGUCACUUGAUGGCAUGCUGGCUGGUGUGGAGGAAGGAGGUGGUGGAGGAGAGGAAGAGGAGGCCAGGAGGGAGAUGGCUCGUACGUUGAAGGAUCUCAAGCAGAGACACCCGGAGAAGGACAUGGAGCAGCUGAUUGAGAUGGCAAACUACCAAGUGCUGGUGCAACAGCAGAAGAGUCGAGCUUUCUAUCGCAUCCAGGCCACUCGCAUGAUGAUCGGAGCGGGGAACAUCCUGAAGAAGCAUGCUGCAGACCAGGCCAGGAAGGUGGUGAGCUGCCAUGAGGCUAAUCCCCAGGAAGAGGACCCUCACACCAUCUACCUGGAGUUUGAGCCGUCCCAUUAUCAAUGCUUUGAGAACUGCGGCUCCUUAAAGCUCUCCGUGACCCGACAUGGUGGAGACAGUGGCUGCACUGUUAAGGUUGACUAUCGCACAGAGGAUGGCACUGCUAACGCAGGAUCAGAUUAUGAAUUCGCUGAGGGCACUCUGGUCUUCAAACCGGGCGAGACGGUGAAGGAGCUGACAGUCGGUGUGAUUGACGAUGACAUAUUCGAGGAAGAUGAGCAUUUCUACGUACAUCUCAGCAACCCUCGAGUUGUCCACCGUGCCGAGGUCUCCAUCCUUGACCCUAAUGCGGUGUCUGCAGGCAACAGCAUCACAGCGUCCAGCCAUGUUCCUCCCAAAGCUGCCUUGGGUAACUCGCACACUGCCACGGUGACCAUUUACGAUGAUGACCACGCGGGUAUCUUUACGUUCGAGAACAAUGCCACACGAGUGAGUGAAAGCGUGGGCAUCAUGCAGGUGAAGGUGCACAGAACAUCUGGAGCGAGGGGGAAGGUGGCAGUACCGUACCACACUACAGAGGGUACCGCCAAAGCUGGAGAAGACUAUGAAGAGGUGGCUGGCAAACUGGAGUUCCUCAAUGACGAGACCAUGAAGAUCCUGGAGGUGAAGGUCAUUGACGAUGAGGAGUAUGAGAAGAACAAAACCUUCACCAUCCACCUAGCGGAGCCGGUGCUGUUGGAGAUCGGGCAGAAACAUGGGGACUCUAACGAUAACAAACCGGCUGUGGUGGCUGAGGAAGAGGAGGUGGCCAAGAUGGGGUGCCCGAGUCUGGGAGAGCACACCAAAAUGGAGGUGGUCAUAGAGGAAUCCUAUGAGUUUAAGAAUACUGUCGACAAGCUAAUAAAGAAGACUAACCUGGCGCUGGUGGUGGGCAGCAGUAGCUGGAGAGAACAGUUUGUCAGCGCUGUGACUGUCAGUGCAGGUGACGAUGAUGAGGAGGAGAGCGGGGAGGAACGCUUGCCCUCAUGCUUUGAUUACAUCAUGCACUUCCUGACGGUUUUCUGGAAGGUUCUGUUUGCAUUCGUUCCACCCACGGAGUACUGGAACGGCUGGGCCUGCUUUAUUGUCUCCAUCACGCUCAUCGGGGCCCUAACUGCUCUCACUGGAGAUCUGGCUUCUCACUUUGGUUGUACAGUUGGCCUGAAGGACUCAGUCACAGCUGUGGUGUUUGUGGCCCUGGGUACAUCUGUGCCUGACACAUUUGCCAGCAAGGUGGCAGCCAUCCAGGACCAAUACGCCGACGCAUCCAUUGGAAAUGUGACGGGUAGUAAUGCAGUUAACGUCUUCCUGGGUAUCGGAGUGGCGUGGACCAUCGCUGCCGUGUACUGGAACAGUCAAGGCAAACAAUUCAUGGUCCCGCCCGGGUCGCUGGCGUUCUCCGUCACCCUCUUCACCAUCAUGGCACUGCUGUGUGUUGUGACUCUACUGUACCGCCGCCGGCCCACUGUAUCUGGGGGUGAGCUGGGGGGCCCGCGAACCGCCAAGCUGCUCACCGUGUUCCUUUUCUUCAUGAUGUGGCUCAUCUACAUCAUGCUGUCCUCGCUGGAGGCUUACUGCCAUGUGCCUGGCUUCUGAGAAAGAUCACAAGAAAGAUGUACUCCACUGUACAACCCCCGUCAUUCUUCCUCUCUGCUUUUGUGUAUAUGAGAAGUCAAAAAUUAGUGUUUACAUCUGUUUUUACUGGUAAUUAUCAUCGCUGAAAUUGAACUUGCAUCCUUUCGCUCACACUGAUGUGGAUAUCGAGAUGAGUGUCAGUGAAGGAUCAUAGAGGCUGUGUGGUUUCAUGCACAGCUUCUCUUUAUAGAUGGAUUUCUCUUACAUGGUGUCUGCCACCACCUGGAUAUUCAGACAGCAACACUCUCCAGAACACUCUCCAGAGGGCCCCCUCAGCGCUUUUCUUGCUUCAGUGCUGCUUUUUCCCAAGGAUGGUCCUUUAUUGCCUCACUUAGAUGUUCUCUCAGAAAUCCUCCCAGUCGCAGUCGAUUGACUCGUUCCCACUGCAGAGAUUUGGGAAUGCUUCACACCUCUACCUACCCUUAAGACAUGAACACUCUGUUUCAUGUGUCUUCUCUCACCUGUUUCUGCAGCUCCACAUAGACCUUCACACCACACUAGCACCUUUCAUUUCUCACAACUAUAAUUUCAGCUCAAGUGAUGCGGCGAGGGCUGAGCCUUCCCAAACUGACUCUGCCCCACACACAAUGAUACCUACCUAUACCUACUUUGACCUCUCCCCCAAUAAUAAUUCAACUUCCUGACUACUAACCUUGCCUCGGUGUUUUCUAUACUGCAGAUUUGUCAUCAUUGACCCCGCCCUAGCACUACUUACUGUAUACUGCACUUUUUGACCAAUGGCCCCGUCCCCCACCUCUGACCCUUCCCUAUCACUACAAACACCACACCCUAUUCACUUCUGACUCCACCCACUGACUACACUACCUGUGCAACACCGUUUUCAUCUCUGGCCCCACCCCAAUAUUACCACACCUUAUUUACAUAUGACCCUUCCCCCUACAUGUGAUAUGCCUUCUCCAUCUCUGCUCCACCCCAAACUAUCUAUGCCACAUCUUAUUUACUGUACAUAUGACCCCUCUCCCAACACAACAAACAGCCUAUUCACUCCUCCCUACAUUAUCAAUACCACACAUUUUUGCCUCUCAUCCUGACCCAUCACUAUGUUCACCACACUCUUUCUCAACUUCGACUCAGUCCACAAUUCUUUAGUGUGGGCCCACCCCAAUAUUAUAUAUACCACACCUUGUUUAUAAAUGACCCCUCCCCUGACAACCUACGCUAUCUCACGACCAAUUCAUACGAAUUCGUACGAGUGAUUUAAAAAGUGGCUAAUCCAUACAACCUCACU